Messenger RNA from Cetraspora pellucida, 1212 nucleotides. The record is from the annotation of a GenBank genome assembly. NCBI's taxonomy places the organism in Eukaryota, Fungi, Glomeromycota, Glomeromycetes, Diversisporales, Gigasporaceae.
AUGACCGGUGCCUUUAUUAAUGAUGUCAAGAUUGCUAAAAAAGGAUGGGUUAUACCCGGUCAACGUUCUCAAUUCUUUGAUAUCACACCUAUGAAUUAUACACUUCAAUUACAAGCUAUGACAGCAGAAAAACUUGAAUUCAAUUUACCUGCUGUAUUUACUAUUGGUCCAAAAGAUGAUAUAAAGAGUUUAGAAAAAUAUGGUAAAUUAUUGUCAGCCAAAGAUAAAAGUUCGGAACAUGUUAAAGAUUUGGUUAGAGGUAUCAUUGAAGGUGAAACAAGAGUUAUCGCUGCUGCAAUGACUAUGGAAGAAAUUUUUCAGGAAAGAAGAGGAUUUAAAGAUAAAGUCAUUAAGAACGUUCAGGCUGAAUUAGAGCAGCAAGACACACAAGGAAGUGAAUAUUUCGCAUAUAUGCGAACGAAAACUCACGAAGGUGCUAUUAAUCAAGCUAAAGUAGACGUUGCCGAAGCAAAAUAUAAAGGCGACGUCGGUUCUAAGCUUCGAGAAGGUUUGACUAGACAAGAAACGUCAAAAAUUGAAUCCGAAACUGUCUUGGUUGAAAAUGAACGCAAAAUAUCCAUCGCUCAAGCAGAAAUGAACUUAGCUACUAAAAAAUCAGAAUAUGAACAACAAACUAAGAUCGCAGCUAUUGAAGCCGAGCAAGCUGCCAAGAUGCGACAAGAAGAACUUCAAAAAGAUGUUGAAGAACGUAGACUUUUAUCCGAAACUGAGCGUCUUAGAGUUCAAUAUGUUGCGAAGGCCACUGCUGAAUUUGAAGCUGCAAAAGCUGUCGCAAAUGCUAAACUAUAUACAGUACAAAAAGAAGCCGAGGCUGAGUUAUAUAAGAAACAAAAAGAAGCUGAGGGUGUAUUAGCUAUUUAUAAUGCUCAGGCUGAAGGUAUAAAGAAUUUAAUGCAAGCGUUUGGUGGCGAUAGACAAGCUGCUCUUCAAUACGUAAUGAUUGAAAGAGGUGUAUAUCAACAAUUGGCCAAAGAAAAUGCACAAGCUAUUCAAGGACUCAACCCGAAAAUCACAGUUUGGAAUACUGGUGACUCUAACAUUAAUGGAAAUGCAAAUAAUACAAACCCUAUUGCUAAUAUAUUCCAAAGUUUACCACCAUUAUUGUCAACUAUUCAAGAUCAAACUGGAAUUACCCCCCCUAAUUGGGUCGCUCAGAUGCCAUCUUCUAAUACAAAACUUACCUCUAGUUAA